AUGUCGAUAGUGGCCGAUCAGGUCCGCCGUCUAGACACACGGAUUGACCGCGUCUCUCUGGUGCCCCUGACACACGGGCCGGAUCACGAUGGAGAGCUGCAAGCUGUAGACGCCGCCACUGCUGCUUCGGCACUCACCUCGCCCCGCGUCAACGAGCUCCUGGGCAUCGUCAAGGCGCUGUCAUCUGGCUCCGUCUCGGGUGCCCACCUCUCGUCCCCACGGAUCCAGAGGCUACUGCGGCAGUCCGGCUUGACGGGCGAGCUGCCGUCCGUCGAGUCGUUAGAGGCAAAGAGCCAGUAUGAGACUGACGUCGAGUGGCUGCUGGUGGGCAAGGCCACCGUGCAGACGUAUGGCCUCCUGAUGAGCACCCUGCUUGACCAGAUCCUUCCGCUGAGCGACGACAUCUGGUACUGGGACGAGGUAUUAGGCUCGUACUCCCACAGCUUCUUAUACACGGUGCAGACGUCGCCGUUGCGCAUGUGGAAAUGGUCCAAGGACGUCUACUAUGAGAGCGUGGAUCGCUUCCAACGGCUGUAUCGAGAUGAGAUUGUCGGACAGGCAUGGGAAGCAGAAGAGGUGUCAUCGGCACCGCACGAUGCGAGCGGACAGCGCCGCAAGCCCCAAGGAUUCAAGUCCUUGUACCCUUACUUGUCCAGACACUGGCGCCAGUUCUAUGGCAUUGUAAGGCAAAGCGUCGCUGACCGAUCCAUCGCGGAUAUCCAGCGCAAGAUUCUCUCCCGCGUGGACAUUGGCCGUUCCGAAGCCCGGCAGAAACAGAAACGGCUGCGGAGACUCCGGGAGAUGACGGCGACUGGACUAGGCGUGCUCUUGGACGAGGGACUCAACUUCGGCAUCACCGAGGAGACAUAUAGCGACGAGUGGAAGGGCAUGCUGGAGCGGAGCGUCGCCCUCAUGGACAUGAUCCUACAGAGCGUCCUCUUUUUAGACCUCUCCGUCUCGGAAUUCGAGGACAAGGUCUUUGCAGGCGUCGAAGAAGACCCUGAAUUGUCGAUCCACAUUGAGGAUUGCCAUCCGGCCGAGAGGCCGGCAGUCCUUGCGCGGCGGCUGCUCGGACUGCUUCAAAAAGGAUUACCGAACCAUAGUGCCGCCAUGGCAGGCCUCGCUCGCCAGAAUGGACGGCCGUCAAGGCUUGUCAGAUACUGGCUGCCGGCAGCGGCCCUCCUUGUAUCCUCCUCUACAAUCCUGCGCAUACUAGUCAACAGGCAACAAGACAUCGUUAACUGGAUUCGAGACUUUGGCGCGACCACACGCGACUUCUGGUUCAACUGGGUGGUGGACCCCAUCCGCAAGAUCAUCGGCACCAUCCGGCACAACUCCAACAGCGAAAUCUCCGUCAUGAGCCGAGAUAGCCUGAGGGCGGACCGGGAAAGCUUGGAGCGUAUGGUGGUGGAGUUUGCGAUGGAUAAUCCCGACAUCGCCGUGGGAAACCCGUCCAUCACCGAGCACGAGAUUGGCGAGAUUCGGUCCAGAGUGAAGGAGGGAGACGUUACACCCGUGUUGAAGGCAUACGAAAAAGACCUGCGUCGGCCGAUUGUGGGCGCUGUAAGAGGGGAAUUGGUACGGUCGCUGCUUAUCCAGGUGCAGAAGACAAAGGUCGACCUCGAGGUGGCCAUCAGUGGCAUUGAUGCGCUGCUCAAGAGCCAGGAGUUAGUAUUCGGCUUUGUCGGGCUGACUCCCGGCAUCCUUGUCUCGAUCGGAGUUAUCCAGUAUCUCAGGACCCUCUUCGGCAGCCGGAAGGGCCUGCGCCGGGGACGGCGGGUCAGACGCAGCGUGCGGGUGCUGCGUAAGAUUGACAGGAUACUCUCCGAGGCGACCACGUCGCAAAACAAUAUCAUCUCGUACCGAGACCAUGGCCUUCUUGUCUGCGAAGUCCACGUUCUCCGAGGGCUGGCCCAUGACGCGCUCCCUGGCGAUGUCGAGAAGGAGUUCAUCGAGGACCUGGAUGAAUUGGCGAAUCUGAAGGGAAUUCAGGUGCAGAUGAAGGCGCUAGAGAGGAUACGGUGGGCGUACGCCGAGUGGUUGGGGGGAAUGAGGUAG
This is a messenger RNA of Parathielavia appendiculata, 2058 nucleotides long. RefSeq names its product NCA2-domain-containing protein. The transcript is spliced from 3 exons. Lineage: Eukaryota; Fungi; Ascomycota; Sordariomycetes; Sordariales; Chaetomiaceae. The record is from RefSeq and is a predicted model, not a curated record. Gene Ontology annotation, cellular component: mitochondrial outer membrane. The coding region runs from base 1 to 2058 and encodes 685 amino acids.